AUGCAAUAAGGUUUCGUGAGAAUUUAUGAGUCUUCUCUUCUAUUCCACCUCGUGACAGGGCAUUACUACCUUCCUCCACACCAUCCCCACUACGUACGGCACUACCAACCCCACAACGCCGCAGAUGCUAACAACUAAUCAUUAUUACACACAAAAUUGUUAAAAAAAUAUUUUUUUUAUUGUUCUCUGUAACUCUUUCAAGCUGGGUCACCUUUGAUUUCUUCAAUUCACAAGUUUUUGUAUCUGGGUCUUGUUGAUCUUUUCAAAGAGGUUCAGCUUUUAGGUGCUGGCAAGGUUGUUUGAUACUAAAAAUCUUUGCUUUUUGGUUUGUUGGUGUUUUUCUUGAGAGCUCUUCUGGCUUUUUGUUGUGGGGUUGGGAUGUGGAGAGAUCCAGGAGUUCCUGCUGAUUCUUUCUAUGAAAUUCGCCCUGAGUGCACUGAUGUUCCCAUUUCUCGAUUUAAGAUCAAGGCUGGUAAAACACUAAGUGCAAGAAAAUGGCAUGCUGCAUUUACUACAGAAGGGUAUCUGGAUAUAGGCAAGACUCUGCGCCGAAUCUACAGAGGGGGAGUUCAUCCAUCAAUUAGGGGAGAAGUUUGGGAAUUUCUACUUGGUUGCUAUGAUCCCAAGAGUACAUUUGAGGAAAGAGAUCAGAUAAGACAACGCCGAAGGAUGCAAUAUGCUACGUGGAAGGAAGAAUGCCGCCAACUGUUUCCUCUUGUUGGAAGUGGUAGAUUUAUCACAGCACCUGUUAUUAGUGAAGAUGGUCAGCCAAUUCAAGAGCCAUUGGUUCUAUCAGAAACAAAUUCAGCCGAGGGAUUGGCUGUUCUUCCUCAAGAUAAUAAUUGGCCUUCAAGUUUAAAUGCUGCAAGUAAUGUAGAAACAGUGGCGGACAAGAGAGUAGUCCAGUGGUUGUUAACUCUCCAUCAAAUAGGUCUUGAUGUGGUUCGCACUGAUAGGACGUUGGUUUUUUAUGAGAAGCAAGAAAACUUGGCGAAACUAUGGGAUGUUCUUGCACUUUAUGCUUGGAUAGAUAAAGAUGUCGGCUACGGUCAAGGAAUGAGUGACCUAUGCUCCCCUAUGAUAAUUCUUCUCGAUGAUGAAGCAGAUGCAUUUUGGUGCUUUGAGCGUCUAAUGCGCAGACUUCGAGGAAAUUUCAGAUGCACUAAUAACUCUGUUGGGGUGGAGGCUCAACUAAGUAAUUUGGCUUCAAUUACUCAAGUAAUUGAUCCAAAACUUCACAAACAUUUAGAGCAUCUUGGUGGAGGUGGCUAUCUGUUUGCUUUUCGGAUGCUAAUGGUUCUGUUUCGUCGGGAAUUCUCCUUUUGUGAUUCAUUGUUCCUUUGGGAGAUGAUGUGGGCUCUAGAAUAUGAUCCUGACUUGUUCUUGAUGUAUGAAGAGCCUCAAUCAGCUACUAAGAAAACUGAGGGCCCUAAAGGAAAAGCAAAGUCAAUACAUCAAUGCGGAAAGUAUGAAAGAGCGAAUAUGAGAAAUGGAACAAAGAAUUCUGAAGCUCCUCUUCCUAUAUCUAUUUUCCUUGCUGCUAGUGUGUUGAAAGAUAAAAGUGCAGAACUACUUCAUGAAGCGCGAGGCUUGGAUGAUGUUGUCAAGAUAUUGAAUGACACAACUGGAAAUCUAGAUGCCAAAAAGGCUUGCUCUGGGGCUAUGAAACUUCACAAGAAAUACUUGAGAAAGGCCAAGAAACAAUAGCACCAAAUCUAUCCUACGUUAACUUCUUUUGUGCUGAUCAAAUCAUGUGUUACUUCCUGCCUGCUAUUAUUUUAUGCAUUGGAGACAAUAAAGGAGUCUAUCAAAUUGGGAAUGGAGUUUGCAGAAUAUAAAAUAGGGAUUUAUCCAAACUUCACUCCCUGAGAGGCUGUUGUACGUGAAAUUAGUUUCAUUAUUUUCUUGUGUAUCCAAAAGAACAAAUGAGAUUGUAUAGGAAAAUAGAUUUUUUGUAUAACAAUUUGUACUACGUAAUAUUGCAUUGUAAAAUGGGGGGAAAAUGGUAUAGGAAACAGCCACCCAUGCUAAUGAGAUUGAUUUUGAUCUUUA
Messenger RNA from Lotus japonicus, 2052 nucleotides. RefSeq names its product rab GTPase-activating protein 22-like. The transcript has 11 exons. The record is from RefSeq and is a predicted model, not a curated record. Gene Ontology annotation, molecular function: GTPase activator activity. Bases 379 to 1707 code for a protein of 442 amino acids. Lineage: Eukaryota; Viridiplantae; Streptophyta; Magnoliopsida; Fabales; Fabaceae. Gene Ontology annotation, biological process: activation of GTPase activity.